Anoplophora glabripennis (Asian longhorned beetle) is the source of this 5113-nucleotide messenger RNA. It is a transcript of the gene CngA, whose product is annotated as cyclic nucleotide-gated cation channel subunit A. The transcript is spliced from 11 exons. Bases 76 to 2268 code for a protein of 730 amino acids. Gene Ontology annotation, molecular function: protein-containing complex binding; intracellularly cAMP-activated cation channel activity; cGMP binding. Gene Ontology annotation, cellular component: plasma membrane; intracellular cyclic nucleotide activated cation channel complex. The record is from RefSeq and is a predicted model, not a curated record. Gene Ontology annotation, biological process: monoatomic cation transmembrane transport. NCBI's taxonomy places the organism in Eukaryota, Metazoa, Arthropoda, Insecta, Coleoptera, Cerambycidae.
CGUCUAGUUUUUCACUUGUUCUGGGGAGCGGUGGGAUUUUUUGAAUUAGGAGCUGCGCACGUGCCAUGCCCUACGAUGUGGAGCUACGUGAUGGCGGCGGCGCGAGGUGACCCCCGCAGACGCCCAGGGUCGGUGUUUACGGUGCAAUCGGCGGGGGCCGGACCUGGCCCCUGCAGGGACGGGCUCAACCACCCCAGAUGCCCCAUCAACUCGCACAAAGGAUACCAGAGUGCGAUUUUUCAGAAGGAUAUCAUUUCGAGAGGCUUUUCAAGGGACGAACUCAACUCGAAUCUCUCAAGAGAUGGGUCGAGGGACGUGCUGGCCGAAGUACGGGUGCAUACGCCCUAUGCGGAGAGGUGUCAUAGCCCUUCUGAAGCACCUUUACAGGAAAAUACUCAACAGAGCCGUCUUUUUUCGACCGUUCGCGGCCGGCUGAGGAGGGUGGCGGCUUCCUUGCAAGCGGCCAUCCGCUUCCGAAGGUUCUCGCGCAAGGAAACACAGCCACCGGACUGGUUCGUCGACAAGAGCCACCAGGACGAAAGCGCCGACCAGGACGACGGCCCCGAGCCCGCCUGCUGGGGACACCACAUCGUUGUGGACCCCGCCCUGCCAUCGCACUAUAAGUGGCUGAUGGUAGUGUCGCUGGCCGUCCUCUACAACGUCGUCUUCGUCCUCGGUCGCGCCGUCUUCUGGGAACUCAACAAUGCCGUGCCACCCCUGUGGUGGACCUUGGACUACGCCUGUGAUGUCAUCUACAUUAUAGAUACUCUAGUUCAUGCUCACGAAGGUUACCUGGAGCAAGGCCUCCUGGUGACGGACCCGCACAAGCUACGAGCCCACUACCUCCUGUCGAAGUCCUGGAGGACGGACAUCCUCUCCGUGCUACCCACCGACCUGGCCUACAUCUGGUGGCUGCCCUACGAGUGCAGCGACAACAAAGUGCCCUGUUCCGUGAUCGUCCGCCUAAACAGACUCUUCAAGCUGCCGCGUUUGUGGGAGUGGUGCGAGCGGACAGAGACCGACACGAACUACCCCAACGUGUUCCGCAUCUGCAAGGUGGUGCUCGCCAUCCUGGUGCUGAUCCACUGGAACGCGUGCCUCUAUUUCGCGAUAAGUUACGCGAUCGGUUUCGGGACGGACAACUGGGUGUACAAUAUCUACGGGCCUAAGAACUCCACGUUGGCGAGACAGUAUAUUUAUAGUUUCUACUGGUCUACAUUGACGCUGACGACGAUCGGGGAGACUCCGGUGCCGGAGAACGACGCCGAGUACUUGUUCGUGGUGGCGGAUUUCUUGGCGGGAGUGCUGAUCUUUGCCACCAUCGUAGGCAACAUCGGCUCGAUGAUCUCCAACAUGAACGUGGCCCGAGUGGACUUCCAGAACCGCAUGGACGGCGUGAAGCAGUACAUGGCGUUCCGCAAGGUAGGGCGAGAGUUGGAAGCGCGCGUGAUCCGGUGGUUCGCCUAUACGUGGGCCGAGAGCGGCGCUCUAGACGAGGAGCGGGUGCUGUCCGCCCUUCCGGACAAGCUGAAGGCGGAGAUCGCAAUCAGGGUGCACCUGGAUACCCUGAGGAAGGUCAGGAUCUUCCAGGACUGCGAGCCCGGGCUGUUGGAGGCCCUGGUGCUGAAGUUGAGGCUGCAGGUAUUUUCUCCGGGAGACUAUAUAUGCCGGAAAGGUGACGUGGGCAAAGAGAUGUACAUCGUAAAAAGAGGCAGAUUGCAGGUCGUCGCCGACGACGGCUACACCGUCCUGGCCACCCUGGGGGCCGGCUCCGUGUUCGGCGAGGUGAGCGUCCUGGACAUAGCCGGAAAUCGCACUGGAAACAGACGAACGGCGAACGUGAGGUCCUUAGGCUACUCCGAUCUAUUCUGUUUGGCUAAGGACGACCUAUUAGUUGCGCUGGCCGAUUACCCCGAGGCAAGGGCGACGCUGACGGAGCGCGGUUGUCAAUUGUUGCGAAAAGACGGCCUCUUAGACGAAGAUCAGUUCCGGAAGGCUAGAGAGACGCAGGAUUCGAUGGCGGACAGUAUUAAGAAGCUGGAAAGCACUGUGGAAACUCUGCAGACGAGGCUGGCCAGGCUGCUCGCAGAAUUCACAGCCAGCCAGGCGAAAUUGAAGCAGAGGCUGACGAAGGUGGAGACCAGGCCCGAAAGGGAGAAGGACGCCCCCCAGGAAACUUUAGCGGUCCCUGCAGGACGAAGGCGACUCCACUCGUUCGAGGCUAGAAGAGAGAUCACUGGUUCUACCUCCAGGCAUAAAACUAUGUAACUUUGACCAAAUUUAUCUUCGACGAAUGCUAGGUAAUAGCUGUGUGUAUUUAUUUUGUAUAUUUUUAAUCGAAAUACGGGGUGAUUUCGCUUGGUCUCAGGAAGCUUAACUUUGGAGAUAAUUAAAAUUGAAUUUUUGCUAUGAUUCUUUAAAAAAAACUGCAAAAAUCCUAAAACUAAAAAUUAUGGAGUUAAGCAUAUUCAUGUACAAUGUGAAUUCGACUUUUGUAACAUCAGAAAUUAAAGUGAAAUCACCUGUAUAGUUAGUUUAGAAGUUGGCAACAUUGUUUCCUGCAUAUUUUGUUACCAUAAGUAAAAAUUAUUUACAAAUAACAAUGACAACACAAAAAAUUACCAUCAAAUGAUAAAUUCCGCUUCUAGAUUAUAUUCCAGCUCACAAAACCAAUAGGAAUUGUUUAUCAUAGAUUUUAUAAAUGCUAUUUAUCAUUGGUUUUAUAAACGCUGUUUAUCAUUAGUUUUAUAAGUGCUGUUUAUCAUUGGUUUUAUAAACGGUGUUUAUCGUUUGUUUUAAAAGCUACGCUAUCUGUUCAUCGGCUACAGCGUUGCCAACUAGAUUUUUGAUUUAAUAUCGAAGAAGCUGUCUGAAGACAUGUAUACCUAAAAAAAUUAACGGACAAUUUUAUAUAUAACUCCUAGCAUAAAUAAGUAAAUGUGAUGAAUGAAAGUGAAAUAAGUUUUGAUAUAUUUAACAUAUCCUCAGAAUGGGAAAACCGAUUCGUUUGUACCUAAUAUCUAUGCCUUUGUUUGUAAAAAGCUUUAGUGAUUUAUAUAUAUAUAUUGAGCUUCCGUAAAUAGAUGUUUUUUAUAAAAGGAAAAUUAUUCAAGAAUGAUAAAUUGCUUGUUUAAUAUUUCGUUUCCUCUUUUGUUAUAAGAAUUUACUGUUGUAAUAGUUCCAUAACACUUCAUUCUGUUCAGACAAAUCAGUUAAUAAUAUUAAUGUACCUACUGGUCUGUUAUUUUGCAAUAGUCCUCCUAUUUCAAGACACAUGAAUUGUGUAAUAACGCCCUUAUAAAAAAAUUUAAAGAACAUAAUAAAUGUCAAUUCAGAAAUAGAAAUUAUCAUAUCAACAUCAUAGGUACCAUAUAUUUGUCCAAAAACUUUCGAAUUAAAUAACGGACUAGUAAGACAACAAACGUUGACAGCACCGAGGGUGUUGUAGGAUAAUAAAUCCCAUUAUCAAAGUACACCUUGGCGCAUGGUUAUCCUCAUAACAUUGUAAAUUCCAAUUUCUAGUAUGAUUUUUUUCAGAAUAUAACCGACGUAUUAUCGAAAACAUGUCUCUUGUUAAUGUUCACUGUCAGACUAGGCUAAAAUUUGGGGGAAACAAGACGCUUAAUAUAAAAUAGCGACAGGUCAUUUGGACCAAAACAAAUUACAUAUUUUAAAAACUGACAUUUUUAGUUGAACGGGAGAUAUUUAUCAUUCUUGAAAUCAAUAUUAUUUUAAUUGUGAUAGUCACUACACAUUUUUAAAUUGUUUGUAAGGAUUUUUUUUAAUAUUUUGUACUUUAGCUAAUGGUUACCAAAGACACUGUAAUCAUACACCAUAAAGAAUAGUGCUUUAUAGAUAGGAAAUUGUGUUGUGACAAGAUUACGGAUUAUUUUUUAUCUUGCCUAACAUUUUCACUUUACCUUUCUCCAAUAUUUGAGUGUAACUUGUCACAACUCUAGCAGAAACUAGAUCGUAUACAGAUUUAUUACUCUAUAUAACCACUAACUUCGCCUAGAACUUUUUUUAUUAUAAAUCCAAGAAACUGUGAAAUAAGAAUAUCUUACCAAAUCCUUUUCUGUAUUUCUAUAACUUGAAAUUUGAACGGAAUUGAACUUGAAUUUAGAAAGUGUUCUUUUCUUGCGUAUAUUAAAAAAAAAAACUACUUUACAUUAUGUGGAAAAUUGUAAGAUUCAAGCAUUUUGAGGGGUAAGUUACACAAUUUGCAACUGAAUAAUAGUUUCAUCAAAGAGAACAAAAUUGAUUAAAAUACCUCUCUUUGUGGAUUUCAAAGACAAGUAUUGCAAAAUUUUUAACGGCGGUUUUUUACCAUACUGAUUGCGUAAAUCUGCAAAAAUAUCCAACUAUACACUUUUCGCGGGUUUAUAGGUAAUUAUUAUAUAAUAUUCUAAGUAUAUUAUUAUAAUAUUUAUAUAGAGAAACGCUCAGGAUUGUCAAUUAACUCAGUGCGGGUUUUGUGGAGUGUCCUCUAUACUGAGUUAGCAAAGAAGGAAACGAAGGUGUUGCUGCGAACAGUUUAUUUAACUACUGUUGUUAUAGACAUAUCUAUUUUCGUAAAUAAUCACACAAUUACUAUUUUAUAUAAAUAGCUUCAUUAAUUUAGGAUUAAGUAUCCACUAGGCCCAGCAAAUGAAUUUCUAACUGGAAGAAACUUCCUUCUUCAAAAUUGAAAGUGUGGCAAACUCACAAAAAAACAGUUUAAGUAGAUGCGACCCAGUUACUAUAUUUUGACCUCAAUAUUUGUGCUCCUUAAUAGAUUAACUGGCAUAAAAUACUUUUAUCUCUCGAAUUGUUCUAUUCUCUAUUGAUUUAAAUGACGGUAUAUGUUCAUUUGGAGGGUCUGGUACCAGAAGCCUUAUUAUAAUUGUGAUAAUGACACAUUUUUAUGUAUAUAAGGAACUUAGUUAAGGUCUAAGUUAAAACUAACAAAUGAAAUGGUUGGUUUUACUUGUUAAAACGAGUACAUUAAAAAAUCCAAUUCAUUAAUAGUUGGAGGAGACUCUAGGAUUAGAAAUGUUGAGAUACUAUAAUCUAACGAACCAAAAAAAAUACUGUAAUUGUGUAAUGAAAAAUUAAAUAAAUUAUUCAAUAAUUU